Messenger RNA from Polistes dominula (European paper wasp), 2102 nucleotides. RefSeq lists its product as uncharacterized. The record is from RefSeq and is a predicted model, not a curated record. Lineage: Eukaryota; Metazoa; Arthropoda; Insecta; Hymenoptera; Vespidae.
CUGUUAGAGGACAGGUAGAUUAGAAGUUAUAGAGCACCAUGAUCCAGUGAGAGCGCUAUUCCCCCUGCUUCCCCUAUAAGCAUAAUAAAUCAAAUAUUUCUUUCAAUACUAUGCUUUCAUUGAUAUGAUCGCUACCUGUUAGAGGACAGGUAGAUUAGAAGUUACAAAGAUGAGCGCCAUGAUCUAGUGAGAGCGCUAUUCCCCCUGCUUCCUCUAUAAGCAUAAUAGAUCAAAUAUUUAUUUCAAUACUAUGUUUUCAUUGAUAUGAUCGCUACCUGUUAGAGGACAGGUAGAUUAGAAGUUACAGAGAUGAGCGCCAUGAUCCAGUGAGAGCGCUAUUCCCCCUGCUUCCCCUAUAAGCAUAAUAGAUCAAAUAUUUCUUUCAAUACUAUGCUUUCAUUGAUAUGAUCGCUACCUGUUAGAGGACAAGUAGAUUAGAAGUUACAGAGAUGAGCGCCAUGAUCCAGUGAGAGCGCUAUUCCCUCUGCUUCUCCUAUAAGCAUAAUAGAUCAAAUAUUUCUUUCAAUACUAUGCUUUCAUUGAUAUGAUCAUAAUAAGUUUAUAAAUUCAAAUAUCUUAGGUAUACAAUCCAAUUUACAACAAGUCAUACAAGAUGCAACAUCCAAACAAAAUUAGUCAAGAUGAAUUAGAUUUACAAAAGAAUUAUAUCUCUAGUUCUACAAAGCAAUCUUAUAAAUCAAGAAGAUUAACAGACAAGAAUCAAAUUAAAUCUUUAACGUUUCCAAACACGAUAAAUUCAUCAGACAGUAGUAAAUAUUAUUCCCCAAAAAAAGUCAUUAAUUAUUAUAAAGAAUCCUUUCCUAAUUCUACAUUAGAAUUAUACACCGAUAAACAACAAAAUAAGGAAGCACAUAAAAAAUCAUCUGAUAAAGCCCAAUCUUCUGCUAAGAAAAACACUUUACUUAAUAAAAAUAAAAAUAUAUUACAUAAAUCCAAGAUGUCACUGCCAAUGACUUCAAAUAUUUGUUGUCAACAAGAGAAAGAAAGAACAAAUAGAAAUUAUAUGAAAUCUGUAAUAUCAAAUCUUAAUCAUAUAGAAAACAAGAAUCUACCCAAAACUGCUGAAUUAAUGUUUUUAGAAAUGAAAACUAAUAAUAAUAAGAAAGAUUUAUUAAUUCCUCCAAUGUAUCAAUCAUUUCUUUGCAAUUUGAUUACACCUGAUUUACGCACUAAUGAUAAUAGAAAAGAAGACAAAGUAAAAAAUAGAUUGUAUAACAGUUAUAGUGAACAUAUGAUGAAAAUUGUCAAUUAUGAAAACGAAACGCAAUUAUUACAAAUGUAUUAUCCUAAAGUGUGUAAUUUAUGUUGCAGUAUAGAAGAAAAAAAAGGCAUAAAAAGAUCAAUGAGUGUAAUCCAAUAUAAUAGAUCUACCCAAUACAUUUCUGAUAUAAAAACAAGUCAUUCAGAUUUGCAUAUCAGACAAAAUAAAUUUUCUAACAAUGUAAAGAAUAAUUCAUACAAAGUUCGUUAUUCUUUAGAAAACAUUAAUCGUACAUGUAUACCUGAAAAAAAUGCUUGCUUAAUUGGAGCAUGCAAGGUAGAAGAAAACAAACGAUACAUGAAAGCUGACUAUGAUUGUAAAAUAAAAUACUCAUGGCAGAUUAUAGGCACAAGCUCGCAAACUUCAAAAGUUUUGUUAGAUAACAUCCUAGAAGAAAAUCAAAGACAAUUUUCUAAUAAUAAAUGUGAAGUUAAAUACUCUUGGCAAAUCAUAGGUACUGGAACACAAGUAGCAUUGGAAAAUAACAAUGAUGCAGAUUAUUGGAACGGAGUAAUAUUUUCACCCAAUAUUCAUCGAUAUGAAAACACUGUUGUUAUUGAUGAGAAUAAUAAAAACACUUACAACUAUAAUGGAUUGUGCGAAAAACAAGCGUGUAGAAAAAAAUGUCUAAUUUUAAAUAAUCAAUAUACUCAGACACUUGCAGAGAAAAAUAUUCAAACCGAUGUCAUCGAUAGUAAAGCUAAAUAUUCAUGGGAAAAUUUAAUCUUACAACAUUUGUAAAUUGAGGAUAUAUUCUCUAAUCCUUAGAGAAAAAUAUUCAAAAUAGAAUAAAUACCUGAUAUGAUUCAAAAAUUAAUUA